AUGAGUAAGUUUUACGUAUUGUACGAACACAGCGCGGGCUUUGCGUUGUUUCGUGUGGCUGAGUUCGAGGAACUUGCGACGUUCCUGCCUCAGGUGGAGGAGUCCGUGACUGAUCUUCAACGUUUUAAUUCUGUUGUGGCACUCAUCGCUUUCCAACCAUUUAAAUCUGCUGUUGUGGCUUUAGAAAACAUCAAUGCUAUAUCAGAAGGUAUAUUACCUGAAGACUUAAACUUAUUCCUGGAGGGGGCAUUACCUAAGAGAAAGAAACGCGGGAAGUGCACUCUAGGAGUGUUGGAUCCAAAGUUAGGGGCUGCCAUCAGUGAAGCUCUAGAGAUACAAUGUUCACACACAGGAGCUGUGCCAGAGAUAUUGCGAGGUGUGCGCCACCAUUUCCAUGCCCUCAUCAAAGGGUUGACUCUCAAAGCAUGCAGCGUGGCCCAACUUGGUCUUGGUCACUCCUACUCACGUGCAAGAGUCAAGUUCAAUGUUCACCGAGUAGAUAACAUGAUCAUUCAGUCCAUAGCUCUACUGGAUCAGCUAGAUAAAGAUGUUAACACUUUUUCAAUGAGAAUAAGAGAAUGGUACUCCUACCACUUCCCAGAGCUGAUCAACAUUGUUCCUGAAAACCAUUUAUACACAAAGUGUGCCGAGUUUAUCAAAGACCGGAAGACCCUCAGCGAAGAGUCCGUAGAGCCUCUCACAGCAAUUCUAGGUGACUCUGAGAAGGCUCAAGCUAUCAUUGACGCUUCUAAAAUGUCUAUGGGCAUGGAUAUAUCUCCCGUUGACCUGAUUAAUAUACAGAUGUUUGCUGGAAGAGUAGUGGCACUCAGUAAUUACAGAAAGCAAAUAUCAGAGUACCUUCACACGAAGAUGCAGUCGGUGGCACCGAACUUGACCACAUUGGUUGGCGACCAGGUGGGAGCCAGGCUCAUCUCUAAAGCUGGCUCGCUCACCAGCCUGGCCAAGUACCCCGCCUCUACACUGCAGAUUUUAGGUGCUGAAAAAGCGCUGUUCCGAGCUCUUAAGACUCGCUCGAAUACGCCCAAGUACGGUCUUCUAUACCACUCUACGUUCAUCGGCCGAGCUGGACUGAAGAACAAGGGCCGCAUCAGCCGGUACCUGGCUAACAAGUGCUCAAUAGCGUCCAGGAUCGAUUGCUUCUCCGAAAAUCAAUCUUCAAUAUUUGGAGAAAAACUCCGCCAGCAGGUCGAAGAUCGUCUCAAGUUCUAUGAAACCGGAGACAUUCCGAAGAAGAAUAUCGAAGUGAUGAAGGAGGCUCUCGAGGAACUCCAGCAGACCGUCGAAGCUGAAGCCAGUGCCAAGAAGAAGAAAAAGAAGAAGAAGAAGAAGGAACAGGAGGCAAUGGAUGAAGAUUAA
Arctia plantaginis is the source of this 1377-nucleotide messenger RNA. Lineage: Eukaryota; Metazoa; Arthropoda; Insecta; Lepidoptera; Erebidae. The record is from the annotation of a GenBank genome assembly.